GUACUGAACGUCCUGCUCCCUCGGCCCGCGCCGUGACCCCUGGUUCUCCUAGUGCCUGACUCAGCCAAGCUUCCCGGUGUCCUCGAUCCCCCUAAUAAGGUCGGCUGCCAGCCCUAAGGCCCUGCCAGCCACGGCCAUGAGCAACUGGAGGAAGGACCACCUCGGUGCCAGCAGCUCGGAGCCCCUCCCGGUCGUCAUCAUCGGCAACGGUCCCUCGGGCAUCUGCCUGUCCUACCUGCUCUCAGGCUACACCCCCUAUGUGAAGCCAGAUGCCGUCCACCCUCACCCUCUGCUGCAGAGGAAACUCAGCGAGGCGCCAGGGGUCUCCAUCAUGGACCAGGACCUGGAUUAUCUGUCCGAAGGCCUUGAAGGCCGGAGUCAAAGCCCUGUGGCCCUGCUCUUUGACACCCUCCUGCGCCCAGACACAGACUUUGGGGGAAACACGGAGUCUGUCCUUACCUGGAAGUACCAGAAGGAGCGAGCCAUCCCCCACCUGGUCCUGGGCCGGAACCUGCCUGGGGGUGCCUGGCAUUCCAUUGAAGGCUCCAUGGUGACCCUGAGCCAAGGCCAGUGGAUGGGGCUCCCAGACCUGCAGGUCAAGGACUGGAUGUGCAGGAAGCGAAGAGGUUUCCGCAACAGCCGGGCCACGGCGGGGGACAUCGCUCACUACUACAGGGACUAUGUGAUCAAGAAGGGCCUGAGCCACAACUUCGUGUCCCGCGCCGUGGUCACGGCCGUGGACUGGGGGAUGCCCGAGCCGAGCGGCCCCGGGACCCAGGACCCCAGCCCCCUCUUCCAGGUGCGCGGCUUCGUGACCGCCGAGGACCAGAGCCAACAGCCCUUCUCCCUGUGUGCCCGCAACGUGGUCCUGGCCACAGGCACAUCUGACAGCCCAGCCCGGCUGGGCAUCCCCGGAGAGGGCUUGCCCUUCGUCCACCAUCAUCUGUCAGCCCUGGAGGCGGCCACGCGGGCAGGCAAGGUGACCCCAUCCUCGGACCCCGUCCUCAUCAUCGGGGCGGGGCUGUCUGCGGCCGACGCGGUCCUCUACGCCCGCCACUACAACGUCCCCGUGAUCCACGCCUUCCGCCGGCCCGUGGACGACCCGGGCCUGGUGUUCAACCAGCUGCCCAAGAUGCUGUACCCCGAGUACCACAAGGUGCACCAGAUGAUGCGGGAGCAGUCCAUCCUGUCGCCCAGCCCCUAUGAGGGCUACUGCAGCCUCCCCGAGCACCAGGUGCUGCGCUUCAAGGAGGACCGCCAGGCUGUGUUCCGGAACCCCCAGGGCCUCCAGAAGGCCUUCGGCGUUUCCCUGGUGCUGGGCCUCAUUGGCGCCCACCCCGAUCUGUCCUUCCUCCCGGGGGCCGGAGCUGACCUCGCCGUGGACCCCGACCAGCCCCUGAGCGCCAAGAGGAACCCCAUAGACGUGGACCCCUUCACCUACCAGAGCACCCACCAGGAGGGCCUGUAUGCCAUGGGGCCGCUGGCCGGGGACAACUUCGUGCGGUUCGUGCAGGGCGGCGCCCUGGCUGUGGCCAGCUCCCUGCUGAGCAAGGAGGGCAGGAAGCCGCCCUAGCACCUGGCCCGACAUCCUCGCACCCAUGCCCUAAAGUGGAGGGAAGAUCCCCACGGCCCUCCUAGACAGAGAGCCAGGCCCAGGAUGCCCCAGUGAUGGAAGGGGGACCUCUCCUGGCAGGGGACAGGAGUGGCCAUGAGCCCAUGCUACAGGCCUCUCAGAUGAAGCGUGGGGAAACCACAGCUGCCCAGCCUGAGGCCAGGGUGGGAACAGUGACCGCAGGCCAGGGUAGGCCUAGACCUGUAACUGGGGGUAAAAGCUGGCAGUGUGAGCUGGGACCACCGAGACCAGCCGAGCGCCGAGCCAGGAGGACUCCGGGCCCCACUCUUUCCAGAAUCGGGUCCUGAAUAAAACCAGCAACUGCUUCCA
Molecule: messenger RNA, 1942 nt
Organism: Phacochoerus africanus (Common warthog)
Lineage: Eukaryota; Metazoa; Chordata; Mammalia; Artiodactyla; Suidae
Gene: OSGIN1
Product: oxidative stress induced growth inhibitor 1
Exons: 6
Coding region: 137-1573 (478 amino acids)
Molecular function (GO): oxidoreductase activity
Source: RefSeq, a predicted model, not a curated record